This is a messenger RNA of Botrytis sinoallii, 684 nucleotides long. RefSeq lists its product as uncharacterized. The record is from RefSeq and is a predicted model, not a curated record. The coding region runs from base 1 to 684 and encodes 227 amino acids. The transcript has a single exon. Lineage: Eukaryota; Fungi; Ascomycota; Leotiomycetes; Helotiales; Sclerotiniaceae.
AUGUCUUUCACAGAUAUCCUCACCUUCGUAGGCACAGCCCUUGUGGUUGCUGUCUGCUUUUACAUCAUCAACAACCCAGUUGAUAUCGAGGCUGCACCUGUUGCCAUCCAGGUUGCCCCUCUUCUACCUAUUAUCAGCUGCCCAGUUGUUAUCGAGGCUGCACCUGUUGUCAUCCAGGCUGCCCCUCUUCUACCUAAAAUCAAGGUGCUUCCAGAGCCCCAAGUAGCCCAACUCGUUGCUUCUCCUUCUGUAAAGAAGAGAAACAGAGUUGAAGAGUUUGUCGGCUCCUCCGUGGUUGCACCUUCUUCUCCAGAGAAUAAGAGAAAGACUUUUGUUAGAUUGUCUUCUCUUUCUGCCUCGGAGAAAAGACCAACUUAUAGAAAACCUUCUCGUCAAUCACCCAAGGUUACUAUUAGUUUGGCUUCUGUUGCUGGCGCGCAACUUCUCGAAGCCAUCCAAUCUGCCAUCCCUCCCCCGGUUGAUAUUGUUCCAACUGAAGUUGCGUCGGCAUAUGCCGAAAUCUCUGAAGUUGUUUCAAUGGAAAUCGAGAUGUCAGAUGCCCCAAUGGUCUCUCAGCUGAAGUCCUGCUUCAAGAGCUCCUCUAAUCGCUUUGCGAAAAGAGUUCGCUUUGCAGGACCAAGCAAACAAUUGUAUCCGUGGUCAGAUUGCCACUUACGUGGUUAA